AGCAUGUCUUAGUGGUGGCAGUGAAGCACCACCGUCACAUUUGAGGAGGGUUUGGUGGAGUUAAUCUUUCAUUUAGAAAAAACUAACCGUGGUUAAGGAUGUUGGAGUUCACUGUUUCGGGGUAGUCAUGUCAUCACACAUCACUGAGAUAGAGACAUUCACACAUAGUGAGAGUGUGUGCGUGUGCGUGUGUUUGAGGGGAGGAGAGAAUCAAAUUCUUUGUAUAAAGACAUCCCAAUUUGUCGUUAGUUGGGUGUAAUAGGCAAAAAAUAUCACUAUGAAUUUUCUGGUUUGGUAAGAGAAAAAGGGAUUCCCAGUUGACACCAUUGCUCACUCAGGUGAGUGUUUUUGUGUGUGACUGAGAAGAGAAAGAAAAGAAGAAUCUUUUGGUGUCUGUCUCUCAUAUCUUAACUCACACCACUCACCACCUCUCUUUUGCUUGUUGUUUUCAAAGGGUAGGAUUUUUCUUCAUUGCUGUUGUGUAAAGUUUCUUCCUUUCUUGCUCUUCUGUUCAUUCAACGCUGGUUUGGCCUCUCUUGAGCUUCUUCGUUCAUCAAAGGAAGAUGGGCUAAUCGAGCAUUUUUAUAUAUCUUGGUGUUUGGAUCCAUUUAAGUGUUCACGCAGCCUUCCUGAAACGUUGCUCCAAUUCUCAGUAUUUCUGAAAUUUCAUCCUUAUUAUGGCUGUUUGAAGGACUGUGAAGUGAACAAUUAAUAUAAGCCUGCUUCUGCAUCUUGUCCACCAAAGCUCAUCAUUUGACCAUCAUCAAAAUGGUUUCAAGAUCAUAUUCUAACUUGUUAGAUCUUACUUCUUGUGGCUCCCCAACUUUCGGCCGUGAGAAGAAAAGGCUCCCUCGAGUGGCAACUGUUGCUGGAGUACUGUCUGAACUAGAUGAUGAGACCAGCAACAGUGUUUGCUCUGAUACUCCAUCCUCAGUCUCUCAAGAGAGGAUGAUCAUUGUUGGUAACCAGCUUCCAUUAAAGGCACACAGAAAAGACAAUGGUACUUGGGAGUUCACAUGGGAUGAGGAUUCACUUCUUUUACAGCUGAAAGAUGGUCUUGGGGAUGAUGUGGAAACUAUAUAUAUUGGUUGUCUUAAAGAAGAGAUUGAGCCAAGUGAGCAAGAUGAUGUUGCUCAGUACUUGCUUGACACUUUCAAAUGCGUGCCAACGUUCCUCCCUCCUGAGCUUUUUAGUAAAUUCUAUCAUGGAUUCUGCAAACAACAUCUAUGGCCUUUGUUUCACUACAUGCUUCCACUGUCACCUGAUCUUGGCGGUCGUUUUGAUAGGUCCCUUUGGCAAGCUUAUCUCUCUGUGAACAAGAUAUUUGCGGAUAAAGUGAUGGAAGUCAUUAGCCCUGAUGAUGACUUUGUGUGGGUUCAUGACUACCAUUUGAUGGUACUUCCAACAUUUUUGAGAAAGAGAUUUAACAGGGUGAGGCUAGGAUUCUUCCUCCAUAGUCCAUUUCCUUCGUCUGAGAUAUACCGAACUCUUCCUGUUAGGGAUGAACUUCUUAGAGCUCUUCUGAAUUCGGACCUUAUUGGGUUUCAUACAUUUGAUUAUGCCAGGCAUUUCCUCUCCUGUUGCAGUAGAAUGCUUGGGAUUUCUUACCAAUCCAAGCGUGGCUACAUUGGCCUUGAGUACUAUGGAAGAACUGUAAGCAUUAAGAUUCUUCCUGUUGGUAUUCACAUAGGUCAGCUCCAAUCAGUCAUGAGUCAUCCCGAGACAGAAAGCAAGGUUGCGGAGUUAAAAAAACAGUUCAGAGAUCAGACUGUGCUGCUUGGGGUCGAUGACAUGGAUAUAUUCAAAGGAAUCAGCUUAAAACUUUUGGCCAUGGAACAAUUGCUUUUACAACAUCCUGAUAAGAGGGGCAGAGUUGUUCUGGUCCAAAUUGCUAACCCUGCAAGAGGUCGCGGAAAAGAUGUGCAGGAGGUACAAAGUGAAACUUAUGCCACGGUGAAGAGGAUAAAUAAUACAUUUGGAAGGCCUGGAUACACACCUGUAGUCUUGAUUGAUACACCACUUCAGAGUUAUGAGCGAAUUGCUUAUUAUGUGAUUGCAGAAUGUUGCCUUGUUACAGCAGUGAGAGAUGGCAUGAACCUUAUACCUUAUGAAUAUAUCAUUUGUAGGCAAGGAAGUGAGAAGAUAGAUGAGAUUUUAGGGACAGACCCGCUUACUCAAAAGAGGAGUAUGCUGGUGGUGUCUGAGUUUAUUGGCUGCUCCCCUUCAUUAAGUGGGGCAAUUCGAGUGAAUCCAUGGAACAUUGAUUCUGUCGCUGAAGCUAUGGAUUCUGCAUUGAUGGUCCCAGAGGCUGAAAAGCAGAUGCGGCAUGAGAAGCAUUAUAGAUAUGUCAGUACACAUGAUGUUGCUUAUUGGGCACGUAGCUUCUUGCAGGAUCUGGAAAGGGCAUGUAGAGAUCAUCUGAGGAGGAGAUGCUGGGGAAUUGGUUUUGGUUUAGGCUUCCGAGUGAUUGCUUUGGAUCCAAACUUUAGAAAGCUAUCUGUGGAACAUAUUGUUUCAGCUUAUAAGAGGACCAAGCACCGAGCAAUUCUUUUGGAUUAUGAUGGCACUAUGGUGCAGCCUGGGUCGAUGAGUACAACGCCUAAUGCUGAAGCCGUUAGCAUCUUGAACAUCUUGUGCAGGGACACCAAGAAUCAUGUUUUCAUUGUAAGUGGAAGGGAGAGAAAGACUCUUACUGAAUGGUUUUCUUCUUGUGAAAGGAUGGGAAUCGCUGCAGAGCAUGGUUAUUUUGUGAGGACAAAUCAAAAUGCAGAAUGGGAAACUUGUGUUCCAGUACCCGAUUUUGAGUGGAAACAGAUUGCUGAGCCGGUUAUGCAGUUAUAUAUGGAAACAACUGAUGGUUCUAACAUAGAUGCCAAAGAAAGUGCUCUAGUUUGGAAUUACGAGUAUGCAGACCGGGACUUUGGUUCAUGCCAAGCUAAAGAGCUUUUUGAUCAUCUGGAAAGUGUUCUUGCCAAUGAGCCUGUUUCUGUUAAGAGUAGUCCAAACAUUGUGGAAGUAAAACCUCAGGGUGUGAGUAAGGGAAUCGUAGCAGAACGUCUUCUCUUAACAAUGCAACAAAGGGGAGUGAUUCCAGAUUUUGUUCUAUGCAUUGGAGAUGACAGAUCAGACGAGGACAUGUUUGGGGUAAUCAUGAAUGCAAAGGCAACCCUAUCUCCAGUUGCUGAAGUGUUCCCAUGCACUGUUGGCCAGAAACCUAGCAAGGCCAAGUAUUAUUUGGAAGACACAAGUGAGAUUUUGAGAAUGUUGCAAGGCCUUGCCAAUGCUUCUGAGCACUCUGCUAGAAUUUUGCAACCAGCUUCUCAUUAAGGUCUUUCUAAUGUGUAGCACACGCACACACACACUAUUUGGCUACAAUGUGGUACUAUUUUUCUAUACUAUGGUGGGAUAUCUAUCUUGUGUUAGAUUUCGUGAUCUAUUUUUAUUUUCUGGCCUACUUGCCUUCAUUUAUUGAUAUCCCAACGAUGUUACAACUACCAAUAGGUUGUUUUGAAAGUAGUGAAUUACAUGGGGUAUUGUAUUUAUUGUUUCUUUUCUUCACUAUUGAUUCGGGCCAUUUUGAUGUAUGAUAAGAUUGGGAAAAUGAAUGCUAGGAUUGUGAAUGUACUGUAUCAAGUAACAUCUCUUGUUGGCAUUGAGGGGGGUCAUGAAUUCUGCCGCUUCUUUUUUCGUCAGCUUUCUUCAUAAUGUACACAAAUUUCAGUGAGU
Glycine soja is the source of this 3726-nucleotide messenger RNA. RefSeq names its product alpha,alpha-trehalose-phosphate synthase [UDP-forming] 5-like. Gene Ontology annotation, cellular component: cytosol. NCBI's taxonomy places the organism in Eukaryota, Viridiplantae, Streptophyta, Magnoliopsida, Fabales, Fabaceae. The transcript is spliced from 4 exons. The coding region runs from base 769 to 3327 and encodes 852 amino acids. Gene Ontology annotation, biological process: trehalose biosynthetic process. Gene Ontology annotation, molecular function: catalytic activity. The record is from RefSeq and is a predicted model, not a curated record.